Messenger RNA from Chelonia mydas (Green sea turtle), 4867 nucleotides. Its product is annotated as glucose-6-phosphatase catalytic subunit 1. Gene Ontology annotation, biological process: gluconeogenesis; glucose 6-phosphate metabolic process. The coding region runs from base 42 to 1103 and encodes 353 amino acids. NCBI's taxonomy places the organism in Eukaryota, Metazoa, Chordata, Testudines, Cheloniidae. The record is from RefSeq and is a predicted model, not a curated record. The transcript has 5 exons. Gene Ontology annotation, cellular component: membrane. Gene Ontology annotation, molecular function: glucose-6-phosphatase activity.
UGCAAACAACGGGAUCCAAAGAGACACAACCAGGAGCCAUAAUGGACCUGCUGCACAGUGCUGGGGUGCAGGUGGUACAGUACCUGCAGGAGAACUACCAGGGCUCCCAGGACUGGUUCCUCUUCAUCUCCUUCGCUGCCGACCUUAAAACCACCUUCUUCAUCCUCUUCCCCAUCUGGUUCCACCUCUGCGAGGCGGUGGGCAUCAAGCUGGUCUGGGUGGCCGUGAUCGGGGACUGGUUCAACUUGGUCUUUAAGUGGAUGCUCUUUGGGCAGAGACCCUACUGGUGGGUCCGGGAAACCAGUUACUAUGGCAACACCACCACCCCUGUGAUCCAGCAGUUCCCCCUCACCUGUGAGACCGGCCCAGGAAGCCCCUCAGGCCACGCCAUGGGUUCUGCUGGAGUCUACUACGUCAUGGUGACGGCCCUGCUGCCCGGCCUCCUGGGCACCCAACACAGGUCCUGUGCAGCCAGGUGCCUCCGCGGCCUCCUGUGGCUAGUGUUCUGGGCUGUGCAGGUCUGCGUCUGCUUGUCCCGAGUCUUCCUAGCAGCUCACUUCCCCCAUCAGGUGAUGGCAGGUGUCAUCUCAGGGAUGGUAGUAGCAGAAGCAUUUGACCACAUCCCCGCCAUCUACAACGCCAGCCUCCGGAGGUACGUGGGCACCACCCUUUUCCUGUUCAGCUUCGCCCUGGGGUUCUACCUGCUGCUGAAGGCUCUCGGUGUUGACCUGCUGUGGACCCUGGAGAAAGCCAAGAGGUGGUGUGACCGGCCGGAGUGGGUCCACAUUGACACCACCCCCUUCGCCGGCCUCCUCAGGAACCUGGGGAUCCUAUUUGGGCUGGGGCUGGCCCUCAACUCCCAGAUGUACCUGGAGAGUUGCAAAGGGAAAAUGGGCCAGCAGCUGCCCUUCCGCCUGAGCUGCAUCGUGGCCUCGCUCCUCCUCCUGCACCUCUUCGACUCCUUUGACCUCCCCACGGAUAGAGAGCUACUGUUCUACGUCCUGUCCUUCUGCAAGAGCACCGCUGCCCACCUGUGUGCGGUGGCACUCAUCCCCUACUGCAUUGCCCAGGUGCUCAGGAGGGGCCACAAGAAGAUCCUGUAGCUGACCUGCAAACUUGCGUCGUAGCUGCCGAACCAGGCUGCUCUUCGGGGCAGGGGAAUGUGCUCUGCAGGGCUCCCCCUUCCCUUUCCCAGGGCAGUAACAGGCCUCCCAGCACCACGGACCUCACAGCUCCGGGUUACGUGAUCAGCUCACACGCACGGCUCAGUGCCAUGGAGUGGAAGGGGAAGUUCACUGUCACCUGUGUGGGAAAGGAAGCGAGUGACUGUCACACACCUCAGUGCUGGCACAGGGCCUCCGGGCCCUUUGCUUUCACCUCUGGCAAGCCAGGGAGAAAUAUAAUUGGGUCCUCGUUGGCCACAGCCCCUGGCCCAGCCCAGGCUGGCACAAAUGGUAACCUCUGCUCUAGAGAGCAUGAGUGGAUAAUGGGGCGGUCAGGAACGCUGCCCCAGCCGAGGGCAUAGACACAGCUGAGGGAGCCGUGUCCCACCCGGAAUUUGGCUCUCGGGCAGGUUGUCAGCCUCUUACACGACAACUUACCAAAUGCUCUCCAGAGGGGGGAGCAGUCGGCACCGUACCAUUCUCAUGGCUCAGUCCCCUCUGGGGACACACGGUGACAACGAUGCUGUGUCAAUCAACUCAACCCCAGCAGAGCAGGGAUGGCGUGUCCAUGGGCUCCCAGCGCGGGAAAGCUGGGCUGAGGUCCCGCAUGCAGCUUGUGCAAGGAGUGUCGUAGGCAUGGGUGUGUCUGUGUGUGUUACCAGGGCUGUUACGGCUGGGCGGCCAAGGGACAGGAGCUAGCUGUGAAAUGCCUUUGGGAAUAAAAUUAGUAAAUUACACUCAGUCUUUCCCACCCUCAGGCCAUCUUACUGAGGGGGGAACCUCUGCUCAUUGCCCCAGUGGGCCCUCCAGACAUGCAGGGACCCAGAGCCCUCCAAGACAGGGCUGGUGCCAGAUGCUGCAGGGGAAUGAACAGACCAGGGCAGUUAUCCAGUCCCUGUCUGGUUGAGGGGGGGGAGCAUUCUAGAACAGUGGUUCUCAGCGAGGGGUACACAUACCCCUGGGGUACGCACAGGUCUUCCGGGAGAACAUCAACUCAUCUAGAGAUUUGCCUAGUUUUACAACAGGCGACAGAACAAGCACUAGCAAAGUCAGUACAAACUCAGAUUUCAUACAAUGACUUAUUUAUAGUGCUCUGUAUACUAUACACUGAAAGGUAAGUACACUAUUUAUACUGCAGUGGAUUUAUUUUAUAAGUAUAUGGUAAAAAUGAGAAAGUCAGCCAUUGUUCGGUAGUAGUGGGCUGGGACAAUUUUGUAUUUUGAUGUCUGAUUUUGUAAGCAAGUCGUUUUUAAGCGAGGUGAAAGUUUGGGGUCCACAAGACAAAUCAGACUCCUGGAAGGGGUACAGGAGUCUGGAAAGGCUGAGAACCACUGCUCCAGAAGGCAGGAACUGAGGGGCAGCAGCAAGGCCAUGGGUAUGGGAGGCGCAGCCUCAGGCCCCUACUCUGCACUAGGGAGUUCCGUCGAGGUGAAUGCUGAGGACAGAAGCAGCUCAGUGCUGGACUGCUGACCCUGGUGUAGCUGCUCCAAGACAGAACCCUGCUGUAGGGGGGCUGUCACAGAGUGUGCCCCGGCCCGGCCCAGCCUCCCCCGUUCCAGGCAUCCUCCUAGUGACUGACACCAAGCGUGAACAAGGCCAAAGUUCAGCUUCUCUACUUGCAGAGCUCGUUUCUAUUUCAGGCCCAGACCAACAGGUGAUUUGUCUCCAGCUUCCUACCAUGCACCUAAUGAAGCGUACCUGGCAUCCUACCGAUCGUUCUGUGCAGGGGCAGGGCCUUGACCUGAGAGAGUGAGAAACCGCUCCAUUCUGGCCAUGCUCCCUGGCACAGGGGAAGAUCUCUGCUCCCGUGGCUCCGGUCAGGAGUCAGUGCCGAUGCCUGGAAUUAGCUGUGUUCAGUGGCAGGGGAAGUUCCAGCAGCAAGAUGUGUAUGGGGUGGGGGGGUUGACUUAGGGCGUUUGGGUUUGAAAGCUGAAUGUCCAUUCCAGGAGCUGCUCACCUGCAUGCAGUAUGGCCAGAUAGCCUGGGUAUUUGACAACACUGACAGAGCCCAUAGCUCUUGGUUCCCAUUAGCUUUAUGGUCACACAAGGCUUCAGGCUUCCAUCACCACCCUCCCUCCCUCCGGUCCCAUCACCACAGACCAAGCAUGGACAAAAACCCACACUGGGGAGGAUGGGGACACAAAUCCGUGCAGGAAAUCAGAACUGGCGCGGGAUUCGGCCUGAUGCGUGAACAGCCUCAGAGUGACUCCUGACCUGUUAUCAAUAACUUUCACCAAUCAGACCACGGGUGUGUGAAGUGUGCACAGAACAGCGAGAACAUGAGGGAGCACCGCUCAUUUCCUGCCCACAAGAGAAGGAUGCUGGAGAGCCAUGAGUCCGCACCACCCCCCCGGGGGCAGUUUGGUAUCUCUCAGACGUGAUAUUCCAGUCGGCAAUUUUCCUAAGCGCAUUGGAAACCCAGAUCCCACCAAGUCUCACUGCUGGGCCCAGCCCUAAUAAUUCUUGCUACCUCGGCUGUGCAAUGCAGUGAGAGAGUAAUCCCGGCCUUCAGAAGCAUAACAAACCACCUGGCUGGUUUGCAGCAGCGCUGACGCUGUACAACGGGCUGAGAUUUGGUCUCUGCUGUGAAGUUACCUGCAUUGCUGUGACCAGGAAUUAGAAAUGUAGGCAGCUGUCGGAGAGACAGAGUCACUGCAGGCACAUAAAUAAAGAUGAAACUUAAGGCCGGCAGGAGGGACACAGACUCCUUGUGUGCAGAGAUGUUCCCACGACAUAGCUGCCAGCCAGUUGCUUAGAUUAACACUCCAAAUGCUGGUAUUCUCCACUCUGCCUGCCAGCUGAACAGAUUCUUAGACUACGUGUACCUGAAGUGAGCAAAGGGUUACAUGUAAUCUGUGAAUGCACGUGGUCACCGAGCAGCUAGUGACCACCCUGGCAGAAGCAUGAUCGGCUGCAAUCCCUGUUUGUCAGUACGGUGCAAGAUGUUGCAUCAUCAUUUCAAGGUAAUGCCAGGCUGUCAGGGACUUUCGACAGCCAUGGUUUGACAAACACUUGCGUCAGGCUUGUAAGUGGGUCAGCGCUAGCUUGGCAGAGGUCGCUGCUGAGUUCAGAGGUCAGUGACAGCAUGUGCAGCCAGGCUGUGCAUUAACCAGCACAGUCCAGCAGCAUCAGCACAAACAGGUUAAACGCUCCAGCACCUGCAGUGGCUUCAGAACAUCAGCAAAGGAUGGAGGCUGGCACGAGCGUCCUGCACAAGGCAGGGAUCCAGGCGAUCGCUUCCUACAGGAGAACUCCCAGGACUGGUUCCUCUUCAUCGCCUUGACUGCCACUAUCAGCCUUCUUCAUCCACUUCCCCAUCUGGUUCCAGCUCUGCGAGGCAGGGUGACUGAGAGACCAGCUUGAGCCAGUCUCACCUUUGAUUCCUGCCAUAACAUCGCGUCCCCCUCACCCCCAGAGAUUGCCCUGGUUAAAGUGAAAACUGCUUGGCCAAUAUGAAUGAUGAUACAACAUCCUACUUCUCUCUCUCGGGCUCCUGCAGGCAUGUCCCUCAUCUGAAGGGCAGCGCGCACAGGAUCCUGAGUAGGGACUCCUUUGAGUUACCUUGGUGUUUUUCUCAGUAACGGUUAGCAAUUGUCAGAGUCCACCCCCUACUGGGAUUAACCUCCUUCUUCCCCACAUUCUGCACCAAAUACAUUUAAAGGGGAGUUUGUACUGGUCACAGUAACCCGGAAUAAAUCUGCUCA